Molecule: messenger RNA, 3149 nt
Organism: Anneissia japonica
Lineage: Eukaryota; Metazoa; Echinodermata; Crinoidea; Comatulida; Comatulidae
Product: R3H domain-containing protein 4-like
Exons: 7
Coding region: 89-907 (272 amino acids)
Molecular function (GO): nucleic acid binding
Source: RefSeq, a predicted model, not a curated record
UGCGCGCCCGAACUUAUUUUUGUAAACAUUGAUUGCGUAAGCAUCUGAAACAAUAUUAUUUUUUAUUUGUAUCCUAUUAUUUACAAUCAUGGGAGUCGUUAAAGAGCAAGAUAAUAAAGAUUGCUACGGUUUGAAUCAGAGCUUAAAUGAAGAACAAAUGGUAAUUGUACCUAAGAUGGAUGGCAAUGAGGAAUUAAAUAUAUCACCUAAAAAGAUUCACAAGAAAAAGGUUCUAAAGAGUACAAGACCACCGUGCCCUAUGACAUUUAUGAAACGUUCAGGACGCAAGGCACCAGGCUCCAAAAACUCAAGGCGUUAUGAAAAUACCUGUUUUCUUUUGGAUUUAGUUGACGAUGAUGUGAAUGAAAUAACUGCACAAGAUUUUUUAAAUUCCAAUCAGACAGCGUUUGAACUUCUUUUUGCUGAACAAGAAAACAUGAAGAUUUGGAAUGACUUUGUAAAUCGAUCUGAAGAAGACCAGGAUAUCUACCUCAAAAACAUAGAUGAAAAAAAGGCUGAAACUAAGAAAAAUGAGAAUUUGGAGCCUGUAAUGGAUGACUGUGAUGCUAGAUUAGAUCAUCCAGCCUUUGAUGCUGAUGCAUGCUACAAACGCAUAAGUUCUCGCUUCAGGAACAUGUUGCGUCGUCGCCAUCCUCCUAAGGGAACACUGGAACAUUUAGAAGAAGAGUUAGUAUGCUGGUUUUCAGAUGACCCUUGUUCUGUCUAUAUAUCUUGCAUUGGCAACAGUUUUGAAAGGCUACUUAUACAUGCCUUGUCUCAGUACCUUGAUCUACAAUCUUCUAGCUUUAAUCAGGGAAGUAAGCGGCACACAAAAGUUGAAAACAGUAAAGAAUACUUCAGUCCUCCAAGAAUGCCACUAUCAGAAUACCUUGUCACCCACUGCUAGGUGCUUCUAUAAUCAUUCUACUGCCAACUGUGUGUAUAAUAUAUUUUCAGAAUCAAUUAUCAAAUUCCACCUACUGAAUGAUUCGUAUUUCCUAAUCAGUGGUAACUACGCAUCUAUUUUUCUAUCUGAACAUAUCAGUACAAUAGAUUUAUCAACUUAAAAGUUGAGAGUUAAUUUACAGAUGUAGUAUCUCAGUGUGAUAUGAAUAGACCCUUAAAUUGGCUGGUAAUAAUUUAAGAAUUUUUGUAAUAAAAUUUCUGGAAAUUAGUGGAAAUUUGUAUGAUUUGAUCUGUGUAAUAACAUAUUUAUUCCUUUUUCAAUGAGGUCCAAGACGUAGGGGGUUGGGCGUUCCUACCCAAUAGUGGUGGUCUAAUGGUGUUUCCCGGAAGUUCUGAAGUUUUAACCAUUUUUAUCUCUUAUUUAAAUGUCACAUUUGGUUAAUUUUUUGUUGUUACCGGGGUUGGAGAGCACUUCUUUGAUAUCCACAUCUGAAGUAAUAAGUUAAGUAUUCACUUCCAAUUAGACAAUUUCUAACAAGUUGUCGCUCAUUUACGGACAAUUGAAAUCUAAUCAAGUUCAACGCUGAUAGUAUAAUUUUUGUCAGCUGUUAAUAUAAGAAAUGAUUUCACAUAAACUAUACUUUCUGUUGUCAGCUCUAGAAAGUACUGUACUGUACAACAUUUCAAACGAAUUGGGAAAGAUUUUAAUAUUAACAGAUGCUUUAAAAUCCAAUUCUCAUUGAAUGUGAUUUAUUAUAUUUGAUUUUAAUUUAAUUAAUUGUGAAUUUGAUGAAUUUUAUUGACUAAUACAAUAAAUGUAUCUAUGUAAACAGUAUACAGUAUAUAGAAGCAUAUACUAACUGUAUGUUUCUUUGAUAUCCACAUCUGAAGUAAUAAGUUAAGUAUUCACUUCCAAUUAGACAAUUUCUAACAAGUUGUCGCUCAUUUACCGACAAUUGAAAUCUAAUCAAGUUCAACGCUGAUAGUAUAAAUUUUGUCAGCUUUUAAUAUGAGAAAUGAUUUCACAUAAACUAUACUUUCUGUUGUCAGCUCUAGAAAGUACUGUACAACAUUUCAAACGAAUUGGGAAAGAUUUUAAUAUUAACGGAUGCUUUAAAAUCCAAUUCACAUUGAAUGUGAUUUAUUAUAUUUGAUUUUAAUUUAAUUAAUUGUGAAUUUGAUGAAAUUUAUUGACUAAUACAAUAAAUGUAUCUAUGUAAACAGUAUAUAUAGAAGCAUAUACUAAAUGUAUGUUUAUGUAUUCUUAAUAAUAUAUGUUGAUAAUACUAAAAAUAUUAAUUGAAAAUUUACAUGUAAUGUUUUGCGGAGAAUUAUAUUGUAUAAAUAGAUUAGCACACAUUUGUUAGUUUUAAUAUUUUGGUAGUGCUGCAUUGGUGUGUGGUCUUUUAGAUUUUUAUUUUUACUAUUUAAAGAAACUAUUGUAUAUUACACAUAUCAAGUAUUUGCUGCUUUGGUGACUGAAAUUUAAAAAAAUUAUCUGACAUACCGGUAACUGCAGUGGCUGUAAUUCACAAUAUAUCUACAAUAUCCCUUCAGUGUCAAAUCUAUGUCAGAUGCUCAUACUAGUUUUUAUGCUAAUUAAUUGCCUCAGGAAUUAUACUAAACUCGCCUCAAAAGUUAAUGCAUACAAAGAAAGUUUGCAGUAAAGUCAUUUUUGUAAAAUAAUUUGUUCUCGGUGGUAGUAAAUCGUUUAUGAGUUCAGGGGGAAUUUUUUUGACUGUCGGUGUCUAGUUUCAAUUAUACAGUUGAAAAGUUGGUUGGAAGUCAUGUAAAGUGUCAUUGUAAUUUUGCAUUGUAUUGUUAAUCAAUGUUUCCAUUCAUUAUCUGUACAUGUUAUUCAUAUAAACUUCAUGUAGCCCCACCCCAUUACAGUAUUAACCCUUUUGCCACCACUUUCUGUCCCAUGUUCCUCCUACCACUCUGAUAUUAAUGGUUGACUCUACCUCUCCAAUAGUUCAUUAUAAAUUAUUUAUUGUUGAGGGUUCUUAAAUGUCAUAAAAUAUUAUGUAAAAUAAAAUAAAGUAACAAACAACUGUUAUUUUGUGAAAAAUAGAUUUUAUAUACAAAGCAGUGUAUUUAAAAUAUGUAUGUAUUUGAUAGUGUUAACCAUAAUGUAUGUACAGGGUAUAGAAAUAUUUGUAACUGUUUUAAGUUACAUGGUCAUGAAAUUUCCCUGUUUUUUUGAACAAUUAAAAUAUUGUACAAUGUACUGUGAAUAUUGA